CUCACUCUCUCUACAGAGAUUCUGGAGGGAGGCGUCCAGAUCGUCCACAACAGGUUCCUGAGAUAUGGUCCCUGGGUGAACUGGGAUGAUAUUGUGAGGGACAGGGAUAGGGCCAAGGCUCCCAUUGACAUCCAGUUGAACGGCGAGAGAGGUCAGUGUCUGUCCGUUAGAAUAGGACAAGUUGUUAGAGCCUGAUCUGAUGUAUUUGAAAUAUUCAAAAAGAGAUCAGGAUUCCGGUUGAGAUUCCGAACUCUAGCUAGAGCAUGAACUUUGACCUCUUUGACCGCUGUUCCUGGGUGAGCCAUUGGCUGCUAUAUCUGACUGAUAAUGAUGUUCCAUGUCUGUAGGGCCUUGUCACCCCUCCUGUGGGGAGAACUGCUGGGGGCCUGGUGAAGAACACUGCCAGAUCUGUAAGUUGAUUUCUGCCUCUAAAUGUCUCUGGAUGGUCGUUCUCAAAUCUCUCUUUCGGUCACUUAUUCUAUCUCUCUCUCUUCUCUAUCAAUCCCUUACUCUAUUUCCAGCUCGCUCACUCACACUCUCUACUUUCUUCCCACCUCUCUCUCUUUGUGGUUUGUGACAUGUUGUUGGCCAUAAACAUCCCCUCACUAAUCCUCCUCUGUCCCCCUCAGUGACUAAGACAGUGUGCGCUCCUCAGUGUAACGGCCGUUGUUUCGGGACCAGCCCCAGGGACUGCUGUCACAUAGAGUGUGCAGGGGGCUGCUAUGGACCUCAGGAUAUGGAUUGCUUUGUGAGUGAUGAGUACUGCCUCUCUAUCUCUGUUUCUCACUAUCUCUCUCUCUCUCUCUCUCUCUCUCUCUCUCUCCAGGAAACCUGCUCAUUAGCUAAUGAAUAGUAAUUGAACAGCUAGUUGUAGCUAUUUUGAGUAUAUUUGAGUAAACAGCCUUAGGUGAUGGAGAAUUCCUUUUAAGCCUAAAAAGAUUGAUACAGUAAAGCAGUUUGUGAUUCAUUCCUGUAUAUGUGUUUGUGUGUGUGCGCACGCAUGUGUAUGUGCAUGUGUGUUUGUGUGUGCGUGUGUUUCUACCUCCCUACUCUCAGGCGUGCGGUCACUUCAACGACUCCGGGUCCUGUGUGCCCCAGUGUCCCCAGACUCUGAUCUACAACAAACAGACGUUUCAGAUGGAGACGAACCCUAAUGCCAAGUAUCAGUACGGAUCCAUCUGUGUCUCCCACUGCCCCAGUGAGUACCCUCCCUGUGUGUGUGUGUGUACAGUGGCUUGCGAAAGUAUUCACUCCCCUUGGCAUUUUUCCUAUUUUGUUGCCUUACAACCUGGAAUUAAAAUUGAUUUUUUGGGGGUUUGUAUCAUUUGAUUUACACAACAAGCAUACUACUUUGAAGAUGCUAAAAUAUUUUUUCUUGUGAAACAAACAAGAAAUAAGAAAAAAAAACAGAACUUGAGCGCGCAUAACUAUUCACCCCCCCAAAGUCAAUACUUUGUAGAGCCAUCUUUUGCAGCAAUUACAGCUGCAAGUCUCUUGGGGUAUGUCUCUAUAAGCUUGGAACAUCUAGCCACUGGAAUCUUUGCCCAUUCUUCAAGACAAAACUGCUCCAGCUCCUUCAAGUUGGAUGGGUUCCGCUGGUGUACAGCAAUCUUUAAGUCAUACCACAGAUUCUCAAUUGGAUUGAGGUCUGGGCUUUGACUAGGCCAUUCCAAGACAUUUUAAAUGUUUUCCCUUAAACCACUCAAGUGUUGCUUUAGCAGUAUGCUUAGGGUCAUUGUCCUGAUGGAAGGUGAACCUCCGUCCCAGUCUCAAAUCUCUGGAAGACUGAAACAGGUUUCCCUCAAGAAUUUCCCUGUAUUUAGCGCUAUCCAUCAUUCCUUCAAUUCUGACCAGUUUCCCAGUCCCUGCCGAUGAAAAACAUCCCCACAGCAUGAUGCUGCCACCACCAUGCUUCACUGUGGGGAUGGUGUUCUCAGGGUGAUGAGAGGUGUUGGGUUUGCGCCAGACAUAGUGUUUUCCUUGAUAGCCAAAAAGCUCAAUUUUAGUCUCAUCUGACCAGAGUACCUUCUUCCAUAUGUUUGGGGAGUCUCCCACAUGCCUUUUGGUGAACACCAAAUGUGUUUGCUUAUUUUGUUCUUUAAGCAAUGGCUUUUUUCUGGCCACUCUUCCCUAAAGCCCAGCUCUGUGGAGUGUACGGCUUAAAGUGGUCCUAUUGUCCAUAGGACCACUUUAAGCCGUACACUCCACAGAGCUGGGCUUUAGGGAAGAGUGGCCAGAAAAAAGCCAUUGCUUAAAGAACAAAAUAAGCAAACACAUUUGGUGAAGCAUGGUGGUGGCAGCAUCAUGCUGUGGGGAUGUUUUUCAUGAUACUCCAAUCUCUGCUGUGGAGCUUUGCAGCUCCUUCAGGGUUAUCUUUGGUCUCUUUGUUGCCUCUCUGAUUAAUGCCCUCCUUGCCUGAUCUGUGAGUUUUGGUGGGCGGCCCUCUCUUGGCAGGUUUGUUGUGGGGCCAUAUUCUUUCCAUUUUUUAAUAAUUGAUUUAAUGGUGUUCCGUGGGAUGUUCAAAGUUUCUAAUAAAAAAAUUAUAACCCAACCCUGAUCUGUACUUCUCCACAACUUUGUCCCUGACCUGUUUGGAGAGCUCCUCUGUCUUCAUGGUGCCGCUUGCUUGGUGGUGCCCCUUGCUUAGUGGUGUUGCAGACUCUGGGGCCUUUCAGAACAGGUGUAUAUAUACUGAGAUCAUGUGACAGAUCAUGUGACACUUAGAUUGCACACAGGUGGACUUUAUUUACCUAAUUAUGUGACUUCUGAAGGUAAUUGGUUGCACCAGAUCUUAUUUAGGGGCUUCAUAGCAAAGGGGGUGAAUACAUAUGCACGCACCACUUUUCUGUUAUUUAUUUUUUAGAAUUUCUUGAAACAAGUUAUUUUUUUCACCAAUUUGGACUAUUUUGUGUAUGUCCAUUACAUUUAAUCCAAAUAAAAAUCAAUUUAAAUGUCAGGUUGUAAUGCAACAAAAUAGGAAAAAUGCGAAGGGGGAUGAAUACUUUUGCAAGGCACUGUAUAGUUUUUUGUGUGCUCUAGGACAACGGUGUCUAGAUGGAAUUUGUAUUCGUGGUCCUGGCAACUGGACCUUUUUUGGAACACCAUAUACUUUUGCAAGGCACUGUAUUCCAUUGAUAUUAUAAUAUUCUUCCUUUUGAUUUCUGUAUCUCUUAUCUCCCUUCCUACUUCCCCCUUCUCUCUCUCUCCCCUUCUCCCCGCCGCUCUCCUCUCUCUCCCAUCUCUCCCACCUCUCCCCCGUCUCUUCCCUCUCUCCCCCUUCCUCCUCUCUCCUCCCCAACCUCUCUCCUCUCUCCUCGUGCUCCUCCCCUUCUCUCCCUCUCCCUCUCCUCUCUCCCACCGUCUCUCCCUCUCUCCUCCCCCUCCUUCCUCAAUCUCGCCCCCCUCUCUCCUCCUCUUUCCUCCGCUCUCCUCUCUCGUCUCCCCUUCUCUCCGUCUCCCCUUCAUCCCCCUCUCUCUCCCCCCCCUUCCUCCUCUCUCUUCCCCCUCUCUCCUCUCUCUCUCCACCCUCUCUCCUCUCUCCUCUCUCCCCCUUCUCCCCCCUCUCUCUCUCCCCCUUCUCCCCCUCUCUCCUCUCCCUCUCUCCCCUCCUCUCUCCCAUCUCUCUCCCCCUUUCUCCUCUCUCUCUCUCUCCCCCCUUCUCCCCUCUCUCUCUCCCCCCUCUCUCUCUCUCCCCCCUUCUCCUCCUCUCUCUCUCCACCCCUUCCUCUCUCUUCUCUCCCCCCUUCUCUCCUCUCUCUCUCCCAUCUCUCUCCUACCUCUCUCCCACCUCUCUCCUCUCUCUCUCUCCCCCCUCUCUCCUCUCUCUCUCCCCUCUCUCCUCUCUCUCCUCUCUCUCUCCCCCUUCUCCCCUCUCUCUCUCCCCCCCUUCUCUCUCUCCCCCCUUCUCUCUCUCCCCUUUCUCUCUCUCUCUCUCCCCCUUCUCAUCCUCUCGUCUCCUCCCCCUUCUCUCUCCUCCUCCCUCUCUCCUCUCUCUCUCCCCUCUCUCUCUCCCCCAUGCAGCCCACUUUGUGGUGGAUGGCAGCUCCUGUGUGAGCGGCUGUCCUCCAGACAAGAAGGAGGUGGAGAGGAGUGGUCAGAGGCAGUGUGAGCUUUGUGGAGGACUGUGCCCUAAAGGUAAAUCCACCAGUCAAUUACACACACCAUGACUCCAUUCACUUUCAAUGGCUAUUGACAUACUGCUGCUAGAUUAUGCUGGUAGUUUGUGCAAGGAUUGCAUGUGGUUAUUUCUAUUGUUUAUGGUAUAUUGAUACAAUACAGAAUGCUCAAUGAAACACGUAUGCACUGCGGGUCUUUGGGGUUAUGGUAUUGAAGCAUGGGUUAAUUACGAAGAUCCAUGAUAACAGUUUGCCCAUGACUAAAGAGGAGAAUAUCUCUCCCUGUUUCAUAAUCUAGCCUGUGAGGGCACAGGUCCUGAGCACAGACAGACGGUGGACUCCAGUAACAUCGACAGCUUCAUCAACUGCACCAAGAUACAAGGCAGCCUGCACUUCCUGGUCACAGGGAUUCUUGGGUAAGUGAGUUUAUUAAACACAGACCAUUGGAGUUACACUGAUUGUUUCAUUGGUCCUCAUCAUUAGUAUAUGUGUGUACUGUGUAUAAAGUAGAACUGCUCUGUGUUUUUCAGUGAUGACUAUAAGAAAAUCCCACCUCUGGACCCUAAGAAGCUGGAGGUCUUCCGCUCUGUCCAGGAGAUAACAGGUAGGUGUAUGUGUGUGUUUGUGCGUGCAUGUGUGUGUUAUCUAGGUGCAUAUAUUUGCAUACAUAUAAACUAAGGUUGCUUGACCAUUGUAUGUGUCUUUGCUGUACAGAUAUCCUAGACAUCCAGUCGUGGCCUAAAGAACUGUCAGAUCUUUCAGUGUUCUCCAAUCUUACCACCAUACAGGGAAGAUCUCUUCACAAGUAAGGCUGUGUGUGUGUGUGUGUGUUUGUGUGCUUGCAUGCGUGUUUGCGUGCAUGCUUAUGUAUGCGUGUGCACGUGUGAUUGUAUGUGUGUGUCAGAGGAGACUGGUGGGAGGAGCUAUAGGAGGACGGGCUCAUUGUAAUGGCUGGAAUGGUAUCAAACACAUAAAACAUAUGGAAACCACGUUUGACUCCGUUCCAUUGAUUCCAUUCCAGCCAUUACAAUGAGCCCUUCCUCCUAUAGCUCCUCCCACCAUUCUCCACUGGUGUGUGUGUGUGUGAGAAAGUCCAUAUUUCUAUAUAACUCAAACCUCAUGAUGUUUUGACAUAUAACCCGAUCAUAUCAUUUGAUCCACACAUGUCAUUUAAUUCUCUCCUCUGUUUGCUUUAAUAAUACCAGAAGCUGCUUUUUGUGUCAACAGCCCCCUGUCAUGCAUGUCACUGGUGUAUGUAAUCCCUCUAUCUCUCUCUUUGUGUCUCACCCUCCUGUCCCCUCUGCUCCCGAUGUCCCUCUCCAGCGCAAAGAGGUAUGGCCUGCGCUGUGUACCUUUUUAAACCAAAGCAUAGCCUUAAGGCUGUCUAAUACAGAUAGUUUGUGACUGUGAUGCUGUGAUAUCUUAAUAUACUAGCUAUUGCCAGUUUGUUUCUACAAAUAAAGUAAUAUUUCAUUGAAUUGUUGUUUCCUUUUGCGGUUUAGGAUGCUCUUCAAAAGUGUUAAUUUGAUGAUAUUAGAGAUCGUUUUACUUAUUUUACCAUUACCAAUCUCAAACGUUUAUUUUCUCCUCUCCUCCAGGCGUUUCUCUCUGAUGAUCAUGCGUGUUCCAUCCAUCACCUCUCUGGGUCUGCGUUCCCUGAGAGAGAUCAGUGACGGCAACGUGUAUCUCACCCAUAACGCCAACCUGUGUUACCACCACACAGUCAACUGGACACGCCUGUUCACCGGGCACGCCACACACCUCAACGACAUCAAAGACAACAGGCCUCUGAGAGAGUGUGGUGAGGCUGGGCUUCAAAAUGGCAUGAGAGAGGCAUCUCAGCUACUGGCUGUUUUAAUCUUGCAGGGCCGUAUGCUGACCUGAGAUCUGCACGCUGAAUUCCAAUUUUCCGAUGACGUCAAUUAUGAUUGAAGUGAAAGUCAGAGUUGCACAUACUCUGAAUAAGGCCUGCAGUUAGCAUACAACAUGAGAAACUGCUGUUUAGCAGUUAAUUUAACCAUAAUCUGACAAUAAUCAUUUUACGGUCUGUCCUGUGUUAGCAGUUCUGUGACGUUCAUGUGUUGAUGUAUGUUGUUUACAGUUGAGGAGGGCCACGUGUGUGACCCGCUGUGUUCAGACUCAGGCUGCUGGGGCCCGGGGCCCAGCCAGUGUCUCUCCUGCAGGAACCACAGCCGAGACUCUACCUGUGUGGCACACUGCAACUUCUACACAGGGUCAGUGGGACUGAGAGAGAGAGAGACAGAGUUAGAGGGGAUAGGUGGCUGGCUUUGGUGGGUUUGUGUGUGUUUGGGAGUCUGCUGUGUGUUUAACCAUCACUCUGUUGUGUCUCUCUUACCCACCAGUCAGCCUAGGGAGUUUGCAGGGUCUAAGGGGGAGUGUGUCGUCUGUCAUCCAGAGUGUCAGCCACAGGAAGGGAGGGGCAGCUGUACUGGACCGGUACACACACCAUUUUUCUCACUAUCGUUCUCUUCCUCUUUCUUUCUUUCUCUCUCAAAUUCAGAUUGCUUUAUUGGCAUGAGAAACAUUGUGUAAAUAUUACCAAAGCAUCAAUGUAUACAAUAUACCAGGGUUCUUCAAUUCCGGUCCCGGAGGGCCGAAACACCUCUGUUUUUCAUCCUCUCCUUCUAAUCAGGGGCUAAUUCAGACCUGGGACACCAGGUGAGCGCAAUUAACUACCAGGUAGAAAUAAAAAACAGAAGUGUUUCGGCCCUCCAGGACCGGAAUUGAAGAACCCUGCAAUAUACAAUAUACACAUUGGCCAGUUUAUUAGAUACACCCAUCUAGUACUGGGUCGGACACCCCUUUGCCUCGGGGCAUGGAUUCUACAAGGUGUGGUGUUCAAACGUUACUCAAUUGGUAUCAGAGGGACCUAACGUGUGCCAGGAAAACAUUCCCCACACCAUUACCACCAGCCUGUACCGUUGACACCAGGUAGGAUGGGGCCAUGGACUCAUGCUGCUUAUGCCAAAUCCUGACUCUGCCAUCAGCAUGAUGCAACAGGAACCAGGAUUCAAUGUUUUUCCACUCCUCAGUUGUCCAGUGUUGGUGAUCGCGUGAUCGCUCUUAUCCAGAAGCAAUUAGGGUUAAGUGCCUUGCUCAAGGGCACAUCGACAGAUUUUUCACCUAGUCGGCUUGGGGAUUAGAACCAGCGACCUUUCAGUUACUGGCACAACGCUCUUAACCACUAAGCUACCUGCCGCCCAUCCGUGACAAGGAGUUGUGUGUUCCGAGAUGCCGUUCUGCACACCACUGUUGUACUGCGCCGUUAUUUGUCUGUUUGUGGCCCGCCUGUUAGCUUGCACAAUUCUUACCAUUCUCCUUCAACCUCUCUCAUCAACGAGCUGUUUUCGGCCACAGGACUGCCGCUGACUGGAUGUUUUUUAUUUGUCGCACCAUUCUCUGUAAACCCUAGACACUGUCAUGCGUGAAAAGCCCAGGAGAUCGGCCGUUUAUGAGAUACUGGAUCAGACGCGCCAGGCACCGACGAUCAUACCACGCUCAAAGUCGCUUAGGUCACUCGUUUUGCCUAUGCUAACGUUUAAUCAAACAGUAACUGAAUGCCUCGAUGCCUGUCUGCCUCCUUUAAAUAGCAAGCCAUGGCCACGUGACUCACUGUCUGUAGGAGCGAACCAUUUUCGUGAAUGUGGUGGUGUACCUAAUAAACAUUGUGAUGAGAAAUUCCUAAAAUAGUACAUAAUAAUCUAAUAAAAUAGUAAUAUUUAUAUUUAUUGAAAUAACAACAAUAGAAUGACAACAGUGGAUAGUAAUAGAAAAAUAAUGGGGGCAAUAAGAAACAGAUCGAGAAGAAAAAAGGAGAGAAGGAGAGAGAAAACAGGAGAGAGAGAGAGAGAGAGAAAAAGGAGAGAAGAGAGAGAGAGAAAAAGGAGAGAAGAGAGAGAGAAAAAGGAGCAGAGAACCGGAGAAAAGAGAGAGAAAAAAGAGAGAGAGAGAAAAAGGAGAGAAGAAGAGAGAAAAAGGAGAGAAGAGAGAGAGAGAAAAAGGAGAGAAGAGAGAAGAGAAAAGAGGAGAAGAAAAAGAGGAGAAAAGAGAGAGAAAAAAAAGGAGAAGAAGAGGAAAAAGGAGAGAAAAAAACGAUAGGGAAUCCGAGAUAGAGAGAUGAGCUAGUCGUAUAGAUCCGAUACAAGAUAGCAAAUCUCUUCUCGCUUCUCUCAUCGAUUUUCCUUGUCUAGCUCUCUCUCUCUCUCUCUCUAUCUCGUCUCUCUCUACUUUCUUAUCUCUCUCUCUCUCUCUCUCUCUCCUCUCUCUCUCUCUCUCUCUCUCUCUCUCUCUCUCUCUCUCUUCUCUUCUCUCUCUCUCUCUCUCUCUCUCUCUCAAUCUCCCUAGCAACUAACCCUCACUGCUACCUUCACCUAUACAGUCUAUAAGUGAAAGGAUAGAAAGGGUUAUGGCUGGGAUCUAAUACUUUUACACUGUUCUUGGCUUUUAAUUCUCUCAUUCCUCAGAUGAUUUGGUGUAUGACUCAUUUUAUUACGGUAGUAGUGACCUCCGUCAUGAAGCAUGUCCUCCCACACUGUUUUCACAGUAGUUUCACAGUGUGUUUUCUGUGAUCUUUCUGUUGCUUAGCACAUACUGUUCUGAGAACUAAAACACUAUCCUCUUAGGUGAUAGGCAUUUGUUUGCUUUUGGCUUAUCAGUAUUUCUCAAUAAUCGUAUGUGGCAUUGUAUUUGAAAUCUAAAUGGUGAUGAUUCAUUUGGUAGUUAACCCACACACACCUUUCCACAUCACAUACCCUGUGCAUGACAUCAUGUACCGCAAGAUAAUGGGAAUAAUGCCAGGCCAAACAGGGUGGACUAGUAUAUUGCCCAAGCUGCAGUAUAUUGCCCAUUAGAUAUCACAUCAACAUCAGAUUAUAUUUCUUAUCAUACAGGAACACAUUUGCAGAAAGAGUGCCGUAAUGUUUCACUCUUCAUCAAUAUAGUGGCUUAUAUGCCCUCUUUUCUGACAUUGGUAACUGAUUUCUCUCUUUCUCCCUCCCUCCCCCCUCUCUCUGUCUCUCUCUUUCCCUCACCCACCUGUCUCUCUUUCCUUCUUUCUCCCUCUCUCUUCUCUUUCUCUCUCUCCCCCCCUCUCCCAGGGGUCUGAAGAGUGUGUGGUGUGUGCCAGUCUGAGAGACGGUCCUCACUGUGUGCCCUCCUGCCCCAGUGGGGUGAAUGGAGAGAACGGGCAGUUCAUCUUCAAAUACCCCAACAAGGACAACUACUGUGAGCCCUGCCAUGUCAACUGCACACAGGGGUGGGUGGGUGUAUGUGUGUGUGUGUGUGUGUGUGUGUGUGCGUGCGUGCGUGCGUGUGCUGCAGAGUAAAGCUGUGCCUCUUGUUGCAGGUGUUCGGGUCCAGGAUUGAGUGACUGUAUAGACAACACUAGACACUCCACUAGGUGAGUGUCUCCCCCUGCUGGUGUUUAUAUGAACACACACACCCACACUCAAACAAAUCAAAUCAAAUUAUAUUGGUCACAUGCACCGAAUACAACAGGUGUAGACUUUACAGUGAAAUGCUUACUUACGAGCCCUUUCCCAACAGUGCAGAGUUAAAAAGUAUGACAAAUCUUUGCUAAAUAACACAAUAAAAACAAUAAUGAGGCUAUAUACAAGGAGUACCAGUACCGGGUCAAUGUGCAGGGGUACAAGGUAGUUGAGGUAAUUGAGGUAAUACAGUAUGUACAUGUGGGUAGGGGUAAAAGUGACUAGGCAUUCAGGAUAUAUAAUAAGCAGAGUAGCAGCAGCGUACAGUUGAAGUCAGAAGUUUACAUACACCUUAGCCAAUUACAUUUAAACUCAGUUUUUCACAAUUCCUGACAUUUAUUCCUAGUAGAAACUCCCUGUCUUAGGUCAGUUAGGCUCACAACUUUAUUUUAAGAAUGUGAAAUGUCAGAAUAAUAGUAGAGUGAUUUAUUUCAGCUUUUAUUUCUUUCAUCACAUUCCCAGUGGGUCAGAAGUUUACAUACACUCAAUUAGUAUUUGGUAGCAUUGCCUUUCAAUUGUUUAACUUGGGUCAAACGUUUCGGGUAGCCUUCCACAAGCUUCCCACAAUAAGUUGGGUGAAUUUUGGCCCAUUCCUCCUGACAGAGCUGGUGUAACUGAGUCAGGUUUGUAGGCCUCCUUGCUUGCACACGCGUUUUCAGUUCUGCCCACAACUUUCUAUAGGGUUGAGGUUAGGGCUUUGUGAUGGCCACUCCAAUACCUUGACUUUGUUGUCCUUAAGCCAUUUUGCCACAACGUUGGAAGUAUGCUUGGGGUCAUUGUCCAUUUGGAAGACCCAUUUGCGACCAAGCUUUAACUUCCUGACUGAUGUCUUGAGAUGUUGCUUCAAUAUAUCCACAUAAUUUUCCUUCCUCAUGAAGCCAUCUAUUUUGUGAAGUGCACCAGUCCCUGCUGCAGCAAAGCACCCCCACAGCAUGAUGCUGCCACCCCCCGUGCUUCACGGUUGGGAUGGUGUUCCUUUUUCCUCCAAACGUAACGAUGGUCAUUAUGGCCAAACAGUUCUAUUUUUGUUUCAUCAGACCAGAGGACAUUUCUCCAAAAAGUACUAUAUUUGUCCCCAUGUGCAAUUGCAAACCGUAGACUGGCUAUUUUAUGGCGGUUUUGGAGCAGUGGCUUCUUUCUUGCUGAGCGGCCUUUCAGGUUAUGCCGAUAUAGGACUCGUUUUACUUGGGAUAUAGAUACUUUUGUACCUGUUUCCUCCAGCAUCUUCGCAAGGUCCUUUGCUGUUGUUCUGGGAUUGAUUCGCAUUUUUCGCCCCAAAGUACGUUCAUCUCUAGGAGACAGAACGCGUCUCCUUCCUGAACGGUAUGACGGCUGCGUGGUCCCAUGGUGUUCAUACUUCCGUACUAUUGUUUGUACAGAUGAACGUUGUACCUUCAGGCGUUUGGAAAUUGCUCCCAAUGAUGAACCAGACUGAGGUCUUGGCUGAUUUCUUUUGAUUUUCCCAUGAUGUCAAGCAAAGAGGCACUGAGUUUGAAGGUAGGCCUUGAAAUACAUCCACAGGUACACCUCCAAUUGACUCAAAUAAUGUAAAUUAGCCUAUUUUAAAAGCCAUGACAUCAUUUUCUGGAAUUUUCCAAGCUGUUUAAAGACACAGUCAACUUAAUGUAUGUAAACCUCUGACCCACUGGAAUUGUAAUACAGUGAAAUAAUCUGUCUGUAAACAAUUGUUGGAAAAAUGACUUGUGUCAUACACAAAGUAGAUGUUCUAACCGACUUCCCAAAACUAUAGUUUGUUAACAAGAAAUUUGUGGAGUGGUUGAAAAACAAGUUUUAAUGACUCCAACCUAAGUGUAUGUAAACUUCCAACUUCAACUGUAUAUUUAGUAUAGGUUUAUUUAAAAAGGAUAACUUUUUUAAUGUUUCACUAUUUUAGAUUUUAUGAAAUUCACUGAGGAGGAUGGUCCUCCCCUUCCUCCUCUGAGGAGCCUCCACUGCUGAAAACCCUAUUGACACUUCAACUGUGUGUGUGUGUGUGUGUGUGUGUGUGUGUGUGUGUGUGUGUGUGUGUGUGUGUGUGUGUGUAGAGUCUAGUGAGCAAAACAAUUACGAUAAAGAAAUAAAUACCAAUUUUUCUCCUGUAGCCCUCAGAUCACAGGGAUAGCGUUGGGAGUGCCGGCUGCCCUCAUAGUCUGCCUGGCAUUGUUUGUGUUGGGCAUGCUGUACCACCGUGGCCUGGCCAUCCACAGGAAGAGAGCCAUGAGGAGGUACCUGGAGAGUGGAGAGGUGAACUCCUUAGGGAAAUACAGCAACUUAACUGACAGUCAUUUCUGCAGAACUGAGGGAAAUAUUGGAUGUACAGUAUCAGGAAGUCUAAUAUAGACCUAUUGUAUCCAAUGCACUUGUGCAUUCAUGUAAUGUGAACUAGUGUGUUUGUGUGCUAAUGUACUUGUGUGUGUGUGUGUGUGUGUGUGUGUGUGUGGCCAGAGUUUUGAGCCGCUGGGGCCAGGAGAGAAGGGAGCCAAGGUUCAUGCCCGGAUCCUGAGGGCCCCAGAGCUGAAAAAGAUCAAAGUCCUGGGCUCUGGAGUGUUUGGCACCGUACACAAAGGCCUGUGGAUCCCUGAGGGAGACUCCGUGAAGAUUCCUGUAGCCAUUAAGACCAUCCAGGACCGCACAGGCAGACAGACCUUCACUGAGAUCACUGAUGUAAGAACCACACACUCUUAACACACCGAUACUGAGUAACUAUACUAACCUCUAGACAGAAUACACUAGAAUCCCUUGUCACCAGAUCUGUUUGUGUAGCGCAGGUGGGUUUUAUUGAAGAGUAACCUUGCCUGAGACCUAAAUACUUGCGUUAGGUCCCUGAGCUAAUGCCUGGGCUUUAGCUUGGUGAGCUUACACAGUCUUGUGGCACUGUCUGAUUCCCUCUCUCUCACUCUGUGUGUCCGCCUGUGCAGCACAUGUUGUCCAUGGGCAGUCUGGACCACCCCUACAUCGUCAGGCUCUUAGGUGUCUGCCCAGGUGCCAGUCUCCAGCUGGUCACCCAGCUCAGCAGCCAGGGGUCCUUACUGGAGCACAUCAGGCAACACAAAGACAUCCUGGACCCACAGAGACUGCUCAACUGGUGUGUGCAGAUAGCUAAGGUAAGGUCACAGGGUCACGAUCAAUAAACAGUAGAACCCUUUUUGGUUCCAGGUCCUGUUCACCUCAAAGAACCCUUAAUCAACCCCUUUAAAAACGUUCUACCUGGAACCAAAAAGGUUUUUCUUACUAUGGUACAGCAGAGAAAAAAACUAUAUAAUGAAAUCUUUGUGUGUCUUCUCUUCAGGGCAUGUACUACCUAGAGGAGCACUGUAUGGUCCACAGGAACCUGGCUGCGAGGAACGUGAUGCUGAAAAGUGAUUACUUUGUCCAGAUUUCUGACUAUGGUGUGGCUGACCUGCUCUAUCCUGAUGACAAGAAAUAUGUCUACAGUGACAGUAACAAGGUAAUCAGGAUUCAGGACUCAUGAAUCCUGAAUUCACUGCUUCAUUCACCUUAAUUAAUCUAUCAAGAUAUAAUAUUUCACAAGUUGUUGUCCAAUAUAACAGACAAAAUGAGCUUCCGUUUCUGUUUCUAUAGCUAGGUUUCCAUCCAAUUGGCGACAGAUGUUCAUGCAAAUAUUCUAUAAUUCGCAUUAAGAAAAUAUGAAAAUUUUCCCACAAGUGGUCUGUUUCCACCAAACGGACUUGUUGCGGGAAAAAAAUCAGUGCGUGAUGACGUAGUGCACACAAAAUGUACUUUUUCGCUUACAUUUUCAUGUACCAAAUAAAAAUCUGAAGUACAAUGUGUUUCCAUCGCAUUUUCAACUCUACCGACAGUUUUGUCACAAAAACGGUUGCGUUAAAUAGCAAAUGUGCUUACUCUGGUCUUGGCAUGUGGGCUCUAGCUGUAGCUGGCAGAUACAGUGUGGGUAGGCUGUGCUGGUAGGCUAGUCUACAUGAUGAGAUUAUUAUGGAUAACGGCGAGAAUAUUUGUAUUUGUCAAACGGCAGCCAAGCGUCGAUCAUCAUGUCACCACUAUAAGACCCUCGAUAUUUAUUGGAAAGGAGCAUGAAGAUCACUGUGUACUUUCACCACCCUGUGAAGUUCAUCAUAACUUAUUUUAUCUGUAGAGAUUCCCGUGUCGUAGUGGGAGGACCACACACCAUGUCUUUGCAUGACAACAAGUUUACUUCGAUAUGAUGGUUAUUAUAUCUAUAAUUGCACAUAAAGGCGUUUCCACCGCCAUUUCUCGUAUAAUACAUUUUACCGACACAAAAAGAUCCCACCAUGUCGAACGAACAAAUUAUCUCUCGGGCUUUAUGAAAUUGUACCGAAAUGUCCAGCUGUCUUGAUUUUUUUUAUACGAUAUGGAAACGUGGUUUAUGUUACUUCCAGACUCCCAUAAACAUAAAAUGGAUGUCCCUGGAGAGUAUCCUGUUCCGAAGAUACACUCAUCAGAGUGAUGUCUGGAGUUAUGGUAAGACAGCAUGAUCAUCAUUUUAUAAUAUGUUUGUUUGUAUGUACAGUAUGUCUGUCUGUCCGGCCGCCUGUCCAUCCCUCUGCUGUCCGUCCCAUCUGUCGGUCUGUCAUCAUUAUGCAUCACCUCUCCCCUCUCCAGGAGUGACGGUAUGGGAGAUGAUGUCAUUUGGGGCAGAGCCCUAUGCCUCCAUGCAGCCACAGGACGUGCCCAGUCUACUUGAGAAGGGAGAGCGUCUGUCCCAGCCCCACAUAUGCACCAUAGAUGUCUACAUGGUCAUGGUCAAGUGUGAGUAAUAGUAUAAAUUAAUGUACAUAUAAGGCACAUCCAACGACCAACACAACUGCCAUGGGAUAAGAGGAAAAAUACCAGCACACUUUUUAAAUUCUCCUAGUUUUAUUAGCAAGGUUUUGUCCACAAACGAUCCCCAUCAGAACAUUAAUAGUUGAAAUGUCGUUAUUAAAAUGACGUUUUUUCCUCCUUUUCCAUUGGGUGACUAACACACAACAUACCUCUCACUCUGUGCUCUUUGACACACAUAAACAAUCUUAUACUGUUACAGUAUAUGCAUAGUGCCAACCGCUGCACCCAGCAACCUUUGGACAUAAAAAAUCCUAUUGUUUUCUAUUACCAGGCUGGAUGAUUGACGAGAAUAUUCGACCAACCUUCAAAGAACUGGCCAAUGACUUUAUUCGCAUGGCAAGAGACCCGCCUCGCUACCUUGUCAUCAAGGUAAGGAAAAGAUUACAGGACUAUAUUACUUUUCUGUCUAUACACUAAGAAAGUGAUACAGCAUUUUACAGGAAGUAGGCUUGUAGUUUUUAACUUUUGUAGGCUUUUUGAAUGGUCUUUAAUGGGUAGAAACGUAGCGCAAUGGUCUUCAGCACAAAUACUUCAUAAACGGUAUCUGGCAGAAGUAAAGUAAUCCACAAACACAAGUAUAAUUUAAUUGUACAUAUACAGUGGGAUCUGGAAUUAUUGGAUUACUUGAUAAAGAGGAACAAAAAAUACUGUAUAGAAUAAAUAAUACAAAUACUGAGUUAUAUUGUAUGUUCAGAAAAAUUUGAAAAUUAUAUAAUUGUAUACUAAUAUAAUUGCUCAGAGAAAGAGAUUUGGUUUCUCAAGUAAUAAAACAAAAUCUAAAAUAGAUAGGGGUCAAAAUGAUUGUUUUCAAUACUCUAGCACCCUCCGCUUUUUCAAAAAUGUUUUAUGAGUUUGGAAAACACAUUGGGAGGGAUCUUAGACCAUUCCUCCAAGAAUCUUUCCAGAUCCUCGAAAUCCUAUGUCUGCACUUAUGCACUGGCCUCUUCAAUUCAAACCACAGGUUUUCAAUGGGGUUCAAGUCCGGAGACUGAGAUGGCCAUUGCAAAAUGUUGAUUGUGUGGUCACUGUUUGUGUGGAUUUUAUUUUAUUUUUUUAUAUUUAGAAAAUGGUGUAAUUUUGACCCCCUUUAUCAUGAUUACGAUCUUGUCUCAUUGCUGCAACUCCCCAAUGGGCUCGGGAGAGUCAUGCGUCCUCCGAAACAUGACCCGCCAAACUGCACUUCUUAACACCCGCUCACUUAACCCAGAAGCACCAAUGUGUCAGAGGAAACACUGUUCAACUGAUGAGCAAAGUCAGCCUGCAGGUGCCUGGCCUGCCACAAGGAGUCACUAGAGCACAAUGAGCCAAGUAAAGCCCGCCCGGCCAAACCCUCCCCUAACCAAUUGUGCGCCGCCCUAUGGGACUCCCGGUCACGGCCAGUUGUGACACAGCCUGGGAUUGAACCCAGGUCUGUAGUGACACCUCAAGCACUGCAAUGCAGUGCCUUAGACCGCUGCGCCACUCGGGAGGCCCCCACUUUAUCUUAGAUGACUGCAUUUGUGAUUAGGGGACUGACCCCGGAAGUAUGACAUAAUGCAGAGUCACUUUCAUAGCGUAUUCAAGUCCUUGAGUGGCCCAUUGACAGAAGUCAUUGGGCUUGUUCGACAUUGCAACCGACAGUGCAAGUGGCUGCCGACUGACUGAUCUACAAAGAAUAACUACUCAUCAUAAAUAACUACUCAUUAUUAUUUGUAGAUCAGUCAGUCACAAUUUACCCAUGAUAUAUAUUUUUCACAAUUUACGGUUUUAAUCCUCUCGAACACGGCCCUUAUUAAUGACGCUUUGCCUAUAGGACAGAGGAGAGGCAGGGCCAGAAGAAUCUCACCAACGGGAAUCAGCACUGGCCAAUUUGGAGGCAGGCCUGGAGGACCAGGAUGAGGACGGUUUGGCCACUCCUCCUCUCACCUUGUCCCCAUCCAGGACUCUGUCUCGCUUGAGGAUGAGCUCAUAUAGGGUAAAUCUUACUUACAGUAUUCUGCACACAUACAGUGGGGAGAACAAGUAUUUGAUACACUGCCGAUUUUGCAGGUUUUCCUACUUACAAAGCAUGUAGAGGUCUGUAAUUUGUAUCAUAGGUACACUUCAACUGUGAGAGACGGAAUCUAAAACAAAAAUCCAGAAAAUAACAUUGUAUGAUUUUUAAGUAAUUCAUUUGCAUUUUAUUGCAUAUAGAGCGUUGCGCCAGUAACCGACAACUUUCCUUUCUAAUUCGCAACCAGAGAUCUGUAUAUAAUGACCAGAUGGUCAUGUCUCUACCCUAACAAUGCGAGUCGUUGUCCCAAAGGCGGGAAUGCAGGCGACAAGCUUAGGUCUGCAUAUUAUGCCCAAAUAAACGCAUUGGGCUUAUUCAGGAAAUAUUUUGGCAAGAGUGAGCCCUCUCGCUUCGCCUCUUCCUCUCUGCUGAAACUAGCAAGCGAAACAGCGCUCCUCUACUGUAUGUAGCCCAUUUACCUGAUGCUGUCUGGCCAGAAAAAGUAUGACAUGCCAUACUCUUGUCCAGACAGCAUCAGAUACAUGGUCUACGUAUACGGAGACAGAGGGGGGCUGUUUCGCUUGCUCAGAUUGAUGCAUCUUUCUGUCGGCGCGCGUCUCGUUCAAAUAAAUGAUCAAUCUUUUAUUUGGACGGGAAAGGAGGUACGGUAGGGCGGGUCAGGUACCCUAGGGCCCGCCCAUAACGCCGGCCCUGCAGCAGUCAUAACCAUUUUAUAGCUCAAUGGUCAUAACAACCCUACCCCAGAUAGUCAUGACUAACAUUUACUAGAAACAUGUUAGUUCAUUGAAGAGACUGGUAUAGAGGGAUCACAUCUCCACAUAACCAGAGUGAUAUCCUACUGAACAAGCUAGAUCUACUCAGGGUUUUCUAAAGCUAACCAGCUUCAGUUAGCUUCACAUUCUAGCUCACAGGCAGGCUUCUUACAUACUAGGGUUUCAAUUCCACCACCUCCGAAAUCGUCAGACGAAGUUCCGCCCCCAUUCAUUUUUAGCGGGAGCAUGCGGAGUAAUGCGCAGGGGAUUGUGGGAAUGUGAGCUGCGCGAACUCUGCUAGCUGAGCGAUAGAAAAAGUUAAACUAUGCUCUACUUUAUGCAAAUUGCACAAGGACACGGCUUCCGUUAACCAAUCAGGUGAGGAGCAGAUGUUUGCUUGAAAAUCUUUUGUUCAUUAAACAUAGUUCUCAUUAGCUCCAGUCAAGAACAACCAAAAAAGAUGGAGGAAAGCCAAUUAUUACAGGGUCUGGUAUUCCAAUUCUAUAUGAUGUGGAUUUGCUAGAAUACAGAGACAAAAUCAUAUGGUCAAUGGCAUGGAGGAGGAUCGCAGAGAUUAUUGGUGUUGAUGGUGGGUGAAGAGAGAUUUGCACGUUUGCUUGUGCUGCUAACUAGCUAUGAAUUUACAGUGCAUUCGGAAAGUCUUCAGACCCCUUGACUUUUUCCACAUUUUGUUAUGUUACAGUCUUAUUCUAAAAUUGAUUAAAUUGUGCCUUGACACAAUCCUGUCUCGGAGCUCUACGGACAAUUCCUUCGACCUCAUGGCUUGGUUUUUGCUCUGACUUGCACUGUCAACUGUGGGACCUUAAAUAGACAGGUGUGUGCCUUUCCAAAUAAUGUCCAAUCAAGUUGUAGAAACAUCCCAAGGAUGAUCAAUGGAAACAGGAUGCACCUGAGCUGAAUUUUGAGUCUCAAAGCAAAAAUCCAGAAAAUCACAUUGUAUGAUUUUUAAGUAAUUAAUUUGAAUUUUAUUGCAUGACAUAAGUAUUUGAUACAUCAGAAAAGCAGAACUUAAUAUUUGGUACAGAAACCUUUGUUUGCAAUUACAGAGAUCAUACGUUUCAUGUAGUUCUUGACCAGGUUUGUACACACUACAGCAGGGAUUUUGGCCCAAUCCUCCAUACAGACCUUCUCCAGAUCCUUCAGGUUUCGGGGCUGUCGCUGGGAAAUACGGACUUUGAGCUCCCUCCAAAGAUUUUCCAUUGGGUUCAGGUCUGGAGACUGGCUAGGCCAUUCCAGGACCUUGAGAUGCUUCUUACGGAGCCACUCCUUAGUUGCCCUGGCUGUGUGUUUCGGGUCGUUGUCUUGCUGGAAGACCCAGCCACGACCCAUCUUCAAUGCUCUUACUGAGGGAAGGAGGUUGUUGGCCAAGAUCUUGCGAUACAUGGCCCCAUCCAUCCUCCCCUCAAUACGGUGCAGUCAUCCUGUCCCCUUUGCAGAAACGCAUCCCCAAAGAAUGAUGUUUCCACCUCCAUGUUUCAUGGUUGGGAUGGUGUUCUUGGGGUUGGACUCAUCCUUCCUCUUCCUCCAAACACGGCGAGUGGAGUUUAGACCAAAAAGCUAUAUUUUUGUCUCAUCAGACCACAUGACCUUCUCCCAUUCCUCCUCUGGAUCAUCCAGAUGGUCAUUGGCAAACUUCAGACGGGCCUGGACAUGCGCUGGCUUGAGCAGGGGGACCUUGCGUGCGCUGCAGGAUUUUAAUCCAUGACGGCGUAGUGUGUUACUAAUGGUUUUCUUUGAGACUGUGGUCCCAGCUCUCUUCAGGUCAUUGACCAGGUCCUGCCGUGUAGUUCUGGGCUGAUCCCUCACCUUCCUCAUGAUCAUUGAUGCCCCACGAGGUGAGAUCUUGCAUGGAGCCCCAGACCGAGGGUGAUUGACCGUCAUCUUGAACUUCUUCCAUUUUCUAAUAAUUUCGCCAACAGUUGUUGCCUUCUCACCAAGCUGCUUGCCUAUUGUCCUGUAGCCCAUUCCAGCCUUGUGCAGGUCUACAAUUUAAGCCCUGAUGUCCUUACACAGCUCUCUGGUCUUGGCCAUUGUGGAGAGGUUGGAGUCUGUUUGAUUGAGUGUGUGGACAGGUGUCUUUUAUACAGGUAACGAGUUCAAACAGGGGCGGCAGGUAGCUUAGUGGGUAAGAGCGUUGUGCCAGUAACCGAAAGGUCGCUGGUUCUAAUCCCCGAGCCGACUAGGUGAAAAAUCUGUCGAUGUGCCCUUAAGCAAGGCACUUAACCCUAAUUGCUCCUGUAAGUCGCUCUGGAUAAGAGCGUCUGCUAAAUGACUAAAAUGUAAAUGUAAAUGUAAUGAGUGAAGAACAGGAGGGCUUCUUAAAGAAAAACUAACAGGUCUGUGAGAGCCGGAAUUCUUACUGGUUGGUAGGUGAUCAAAUACUUAUGUCAUGCAAUAAAAUGCAAAUGAUAUAUUAAAAAAUUAUACACUGUGAUUUUCUGGAUUUUUGUUUUAGAUUCCGUCUCUCACAGUUGAAGUGUACCUAUGAUAAAAAUUACAGACCUCUACAUGCUUUGUAAGUAGGAAAACCUGCAAAAUCGGCAGUGUAUCAAAUACUUGUUCUCCCCACUGUAAAUUGAAUUUCUGCACUUAUCACUCAUUGACAUCUAUUGAGUUACGCACUCAAAUUUCUAGUUAUAAAAUGACAGUGGGAACUUCAACCACUCUCUCUCUCUCUUUGACCUCUCAGAGUUCCAGUGUGACCUCUCAGGCCGGACCAGUAGGGUACCUACCCAUGACCCCCGGCCCUGGAGAUAACCCCUGUCAGGUGAGACACCACAACACAUCACACAUCACAGAUAAGGAGGACUUGAUAUUAGCGCCUUCAUUUCCCCCUUCGAAUAGCCAGACACCACUGGCCCUAACACAUCAGAUCUUCAGUACAAGAGGACUUGGCCUUAUAAUACAGCCAGACAUAUUUAGUUGAGAGCAAUGAAUAGUUUGACUCCCCUUUGCCAAAUCGCUUAGUUUAAAUCAGUAUUAUGGCUAAACAUUGCCAAAAGGAAACAACUGCUCUAGCAAGUUCAGACACAUUAAAAAUAUUAUUUUGGAUUCAUCUCUAUCCCACUGCCAGUUCCAUUUGGUGGUGAUAUUUAUGAAGAUAAUAAGGCUACCUCUCUUGUUGUUGAUGAUGAUGAUGAUGAUGCUGAUUUUAUGUAAUGUUUUCCUCAAACUCAAAUCUCUUUCCAUUGUGUGAAAUUCUUCCAGCUGUUCUCCCAGCGGUCUCGACUGAACUCAGCUCGAACGCUGUCGGAGGGGUCAGAGGGCAGUGGCCUGGACAAUGAGCUGGCAGAGGGAGUGUCACUGAGUGGCAGCCUGCGCAGGCAGCAGCUCAGGGCUGGCAGGGACAGUAGUGGCAGUAGUACCCACCACACCUCCACCACCAUGGUGCAUAGGAGCCCAUCUGCAGUCUCGAAGUCACCCUCCUACAGGCCUGAGGAGGAGGAGGAGGAGGACCACUAUGGAUAUGUACUGCCUGGAGUGUCAGGCACUCCUGAGAGAGGUGAGAGGGAGAGGUGACCCCUGGAUGUGAAGGCUACACAGCAAAUGGAUGUGAUAUUUUUUUAAUCUGUUUUGAUGGCGUUAUAGAAUUCUAUGUUCUAUUCUCUAAUAUCUGUUUCCUCCUUUCCAUGGUAGAUUAUCUUCUGUCUUGCCCAGCCUCCAGAACUUCUCACCCAGGUAGAGCAUCUCUCAGGGGCUCUAGGAGCUCCAAGAAUCCACUGUCACCAUUGGCAACCAUCUCAGACCCCACUGAGGACUAUGAGCUGAUGACCAAACAGCCGUCCCCUCUGCCCCGCUCCCCCAGAGCCACCUCUGUACAGAUAGAAGGGCCUUCAACUGUCAUAUGGAGGAAAACCUCUCCUCUGCCCUCCCCUACCUACAAUACAGCACCCUCACCACUAGAGGGGGACUCACUGAUGCAUGGGGACUCUCCAAGCACUGCAGCUGCUCUGAGGGGAAGCCAGGGGUCAGCAGAGGUCACUGACAGUUCUGUGGCUGUAGUUGUAUCAGUAGAGGGAGAGGAGCUGCAUCCGCUGUCUGAGAGGCCUGACAGUGGAGCUGCUUUGUUUGACAACCGAGGGGCCUCUCAGGGUCAGAGGAGGCCAGAGCAGGGGGCAGUAGUGGAGUAUGAACACAUGGACAUGUGCAGCACCACGAACACCACAGACACAGAGAGACCCAUCUGGGAGAGGCGGGAGAGCCAAGCAGCUGACUUGAGGAGCACAGAGGCAGAAGAACGAGAGAGAAAAGAAGGAAAGAGUCAGGACCUAGAGGAGGAAAGGAAGGAUGAGGAAGCUGGCGAGGAGGAUGAUGUUUACCAAUAUACUAAUGAACAACCCAGACUCCUCCGAGAGAGCAGCGGAGAGGUGGGGCCCAGCCCCAGCCCCAAGCCCAGCCUACGCCCCAAACCCAGCCUCCUCCCCAAGCCCAGCCUCAGCCCCAGCCCCAAGCCCAGCCUCCUCCCCAAGCCCAGUCUUAUCCCCAGACCUAACCCUAGGCCAGAUGGCUCCACAGCUAUGGCAGAGAGCCAGGUGGAGGUGGAGGAGUAUGAGGAGAUGGAUGCCUUUGGAGGGGACUCGAGGGGCUCCCAGCGAGUGGACCACCAGGAGGCAGAGUACCAGAACCUCCCAGUCCCAGGGAAUGGGAGGACCACUUCAGCUGAGGUGGAGGGGGGUACGGGCACCAGGUGUGCCGGGCUGGGGGUGAAGGGGUACAUCAAAGUGUGCUCCAGUGUGGGAGUGGUAGAGCCGAGCAGCAACACAUCGUUUGACAACCCUGACUACUGGCACAGCAGACUGUUCCUCAAGCCAGAUGCUGUGCGCACA
Coregonus sp. 'balchen' is the source of this 22038-nucleotide messenger RNA. NCBI's taxonomy places the organism in Eukaryota, Metazoa, Chordata, Actinopteri, Salmoniformes, Salmonidae. The record is from the annotation of a GenBank genome assembly.